AUAUAAAAUAAACAUUGCAUUUAUGUUCCAACAGUCACAUCAGAGUUUACAGUCUUAUUGGAAGGAUUUCUAAAAUACCACCUUAGUGUUUUAUAAUCUAUUUGCUCAUAUCUUCUCUUUUUAUUCGGCCUGAAUCUUCUCUUCGCCCCUUAUUGUUUUCUAGCCGUUCUGCCAUUUCUUCAUUCUGCAGCUUCUUCUGUGUUCACCUGUCCAGAGCCCUCCAGGGUUUACAGGUGGUGCAUCAUUAAGAAUGGUACGUGGGGAAACAGUGCUCUGUGUAUAGUUAAAUGGACUGAACAAACAAAACUAAAAUUUGCCUCAAUGCUUUUUUGUGUUCAAAUUGCUCAAGUUACUCGAAGGAAUCAUUUCAGCCCUAAAUAAAAGUUGUAUAACCCAUGUUUUUCUGUAAAUCUGUUUUGCAAUUAUGUCAUACAGAAUAAAACUAAACUGAAUUGUGUGUAGACGCGGAGUGGAAAUCAGGUGAUGAUAGAUGGUGAUGAUGUUUUGAAUGACUCUCAAGUAACAUCAUAGAUUUCCCUUAAAAUUAAUUAGAUAAAGAAUAGAUAUGAAAGAAACCUGGGUCUAGAUUUUUUUCUGGAAUUGAAUGCACUUUAAUAAAUAAACACAAAAUCCGUAUGAAAUCUAUUAGAUAGUUUGGGGUGUGGAUGGGAAUCGACUCGCGAGGUCGACUCAGUUGAAAGAGUCGUUUAAAGGAAUCGGUUCAGAGAGCGUGAAAACAAGACGGAGGAGCAGGAGAAGGAACAGGACAAGGUUGUGGUUCUGCAGGAAGUUUUUUGGUCUGGAACACAGCUCACAGAGUUCGGAUUAAUCCCGGAAUAAUGAGACAGAUACAGGAGAUAGAGGGAUAGAGAGAGAUCAGCAUGCUGAACCCUGCUGCAAACGGAGACUCUGUGCAUGUGCUCUCCAGCUAUGUGGCGGAAUACCUGGAGAUGGUGGAGGCUCUACCUUUGGACCUCCAGAGAUCUGUUUCUCUAAUGAGGGAAAUAGACGCCAAGUAUCAAGAGAUCCUGAAGGAGCUGAAUGAUGUUUACGAGAAGCACAAGCAGGAACCGGAUCCCGCCCAGAGACGGCGUCUCCUCCAGCACGUCCAGCGCUCCCUGAUCCGCACCCAAGAGCUGGGAGACGAGAAGCUCCAGAUUGCGGGCCAGAUGGUUGAGCUGGUGGAGAACCGCACUCGUCAGUUCGAGUGGCAGGUGGAGCUUUUCCAGGCUUGUCAGAGUUCUCCGGAGAGCACCGUGUCUGUCGGGAGCACGGCUUCCCCGGUCGUGACCGCCGUAAACGUGCCGCCGCUGGCCACGCCGCUCAUGUCUCUGGGUAAAGCGGGGACGGAGAGAAAGCGUGAGGAGACACCAGGGUCAUGCGAUAAGGCGAGCGGGAAGCGAUCACGGAGGCAGAAGAGCGGCUCGGAAAACCGGGACAACUCCAAUUACAGUCUGGAGCACAUCGAGGACACGACAAACGUCGUCACGCCGAAAGAAAAGAAGGCCAGGUUGUCCUCUACAUCCUCGUCAAAGAAGAAAAAGAGAUCCAAAGCCAAGGAGAGAGAAGCGUCUCCGACCGACCUUCCCAUCGACCCCAACGAGCCCACGUACUGCCUGUGCGAGCAGGUUUCCUACGGAGAGAUGAUCUGCUGCGAUAACGACAAGUGCCCCAUCGAGUGGUUCCACUUCUCCUGCGUGGACCUACACCACAAGCCCAAGGGGAAGUGGUACUGCCCAAAGUGCAGAGGAGACAACGAGAAGACUAUGGACAAAACCCUUGAGAGGGCUAAAAAGGAGAGAGCCUACAGUAGAUAGAGUCUCUCUCUCUCUCUCUCUCUCUCUCUCUCUCUCUCCUCUCUCUGUGCCUUUCCACCAAGAGUUCAGUUCACUUUAGACUUUGGAGAAGAAGCAUUAAUGGAAAUCACCAGCUUUGUUUUAUUAUUUUGUAAUCCUGUAACUGUACAUCACAUCUCUCAUUUGUGUGACAUUUUUUGGACAAAACUUUGAGUUUUCACUUCAAAGGAAAGAAAUCCUGUUUCCUCGUUUAAAGUAAAAUGUAGUUUUACUCCGUCACCUUAACGAAGCGACACAGAUUUCACCAACAACGGACCCUUUUCUCCCAACGUAAAGAAGUGAGGAAAUCCAAACACUUGGCUUGAACGAAUUCAAGGUGUGACGUUUUGUUAGUUCCCUGCUCACUUGUGUGUGUGUGUGUGUGUGUGUGUGUGUGUGUGUGUGUGUGUGUGUGUGUGUGUGUGUGUGUGUGGUAUUUAUGGUAUUUGGCUGGCAUCCUUAUCCAGAGUGACUUACAGAGAUUUGAGCAGUUAAUGGUUAAGGACUCAGUAGUAGUGCAUGAGUAGCAGGGAUUUAAACUCUGGACUUCUACGUCUUAUUCGCUGAGAUGUCACUUCCCAAGUUCUUUGAAGCGAGCGUGGGAACGAAAUAAGCAAUCAUUUGGUGUUCUGUGUUUUCUACGUGAUCGUGUUAUUGUUGAGCGUAACAGGUAUUCGUUAUACGUGUUGAACGUUUAUCAUCAGUGUUUCUUAAUGACUUUUUUUUUCUUCCAUAAAUACGACAGACUGGAGUUGUUUAAAGUUUCUACUACAUUUGAUUCCAGUUCUAUUCAGACAUGCAUGUUUCUCAGAACUCCUACUGUACACAUUACAUUUUUGUGUAAUUAGUAUUAUUUUGUAUUUCACUUCACAUAGUAGCCACAGUUCCAAUAAAACCAGAUUUAUGCAAAAUGCA
This is a messenger RNA of Silurus meridionalis, 2750 nucleotides long. RefSeq names its product inhibitor of growth protein 1-like. Gene Ontology annotation, biological process: positive regulation of DNA-templated transcription. NCBI's taxonomy places the organism in Eukaryota, Metazoa, Chordata, Actinopteri, Siluriformes, Siluridae. Gene Ontology annotation, cellular component: nucleus. The coding region runs from base 882 to 1817 and encodes 311 amino acids. The transcript is spliced from 2 exons. The record is from RefSeq and is a predicted model, not a curated record.